Nerophis ophidion (straightnose pipefish) is the source of this 7533-nucleotide messenger RNA. It is a transcript of the gene f5, whose product is annotated as coagulation factor V. The transcript is spliced from 24 exons. Gene Ontology annotation, molecular function: oxidoreductase activity; copper ion binding. The record is from RefSeq and is a predicted model, not a curated record. Lineage: Eukaryota; Metazoa; Chordata; Actinopteri; Syngnathiformes; Syngnathidae. The coding region runs from base 84 to 5525 and encodes 1813 amino acids.
GACUUUUGUGUCUCACACAAACCACAAGCUAGAACACUUCUGGAACACAACGGACACUCACUUUGGGCACAUCGGACUAAGAUAUGGGACUCUGUGCCCGGCCUGGAGAGCUGAGUCUACACGCUGCUACCCUUCUUCUCUUUCUGCUUCUGGCCUCCGUCCACGUGGGAGGCAACAACCAUACGCACCAAGGCAGAAAAAGACACUAUUACAUUGCUGCUGUUGAGGUAGACUGGAACUACCAGGGCAAUGACAUGCAUGGGUUUUAUCCCCCGUACAAGAAAGUGGUUUUCCGGGAGUACGAGAAAGACUUCACACGGGCAAAGAUUCAUCCACCCUGGUUAGGUCUACUUGGACCGACUUUGAGAGGCGAGGAGGGCGACACCAUUGUCGUCACUUUCAGAAACAUGGCUACACAACCCUGCAGCCUACACCCACACGGCAUCGCUUACGGGAAGCAGUCUGAGGGAGCACACUACUUCGACAACACGUCUCAAAAAGAAAAGGAGGACGACGUGGUGAGGCCCAACAGAGAGCACGUGUACAACUGGGAGGUGACGCCGGAGGUCUCGCCCAAACCGGACGACCCCGCCUGCCUCACCUACUCGUACGUCUCUCACAAAAACGUGGUGGAAGACUUCAACGCGGGCCUCGUCGGCACUUUGUUGGUCUGCAAGCACGGCAGCUUGGACCAGACUGGAAAGCAGUCUGGCGUAAACCAGGAGCUGGUCUUCCUCUUUGGAAUCUUUGACGAGAGAAAGAGCAUCUAUAAGCCCUCGUCUUUCUACGACAACUCUGAACACCACCUCCACUACACCAUAAAUGGAUACACGAAGGGAGCGCUGCCUGGUUUGAGCGUGUGUGCGUAUUCCUCCGUCAGCCUUCACCUGCUGGGCAUGAGCUCCGAGCCCGAGCUGUUCUCGGUGCACAUCAACGGGCAAGUGCUGCAGCAUAUGGGCCACAAGGUGUCAGCGUUGGGCCUCAUUAGCGGCUCCUCCGCCACUGCCAGCAUGGUGCCGGUGCACAGCGGGCGCUGGAUGUUGUCGUCGCACGUGGUCAAGCACAUAGAAGUGGGCAUGCACGCCUUUGUGGACGUGAAGCAAUGUGAAGCUUUUAAAGCACCCCUGCGGAGGAUGACCCUGCAGCAAAAACAAGACAGCAAGGAGUGGAAAUACUAUAUCGCAGCUGAGGAGGUUUUCUGGGACUAUGCACCUGAAAUGCCGGAGCACAUCGAUGAGAGCUACAAGUCCCAGUACCUGAGACAGUCGUCUACACGCAUUGGUAGGAAGUACAAGAAGGUGGUGUACACGCUGUACAAUGACGAGUCCUUCACGGAACGCAAAGAGAACAAACAGAAGAAAAGUGAGCUUGGGAUAUUGGGCCCGGUGAUCAGAGCGCAAGUCCGAGACGUUAUCAAGAUUGUGUUUAAGAACAUGGCCUCCAGGCCAUACAGCAUCUAUCCACACGGACUGACAAUCAAAAAGUCACAGGAGGGGGUGAACUACCCUGAAGGAGGUACAGUGUGCCUCUUGUCUCCAUUCACAACAGGAAACUCUGGAAACUAUGAGAACAUUUGUGCAUGGUUACCAGGCAACCACUCACACGCUGUCCAACCGGGCAACACACACACAUACGAGUGGCGGGUGGUGGAGGAGGAUGAGCCUCUGAAGGGAGAUCCCAGGUGUCUGACGCGGAUAUACCACAGUGCUGUGGACACGCCGCGAGACAUCGCCUCAGGUCUGAUUGGACCCCUCCUCAUCUGCAAGAGUCAGUCGCUGAAUGUCAGAAACGUGCAGGUAAAAGCAGACAAGGAGCAGCAAGCCAUGUUUGCUGUGUUUGACGAAAACAAAAGUUGGUAUCUGGAUGACAACAUUCGUGGAUUUUGCGAUCCUUCCCGAGUCAACAAGGCAGACCCUGGCUUUUACAAGUCCAAUGUCAUGCAUACAAUAAAUGGUUACGUGUACGAGAGUGGGCCACUCUUGGGCUUCUGCAAUGGUGAUGUUGCAACGUGGCAUGUGACCAGUGUCGGGGCGCAGGACUACAUUCAGACAGCGACAGCCUACGGGCACACAUUUGAACUGAACAAGCGCAAGGAGGACAUCCUCAGCCUCUAUCCCAUGACAGGGGAAACCAUUACGAUGAACAUGGAAAACAUUGGUGUUUGGCUUAUGGUGUCGCUAAAUUCCCACGAGACAACUAAAGGAAUGCGCUUAAAAUUUCAGGAUGUCGAGUGCUUCCGUGACCACCACUACGAGUACGACUACGAUGAGCUAGACAAAAAGUUUGAUUUGUGGAAGCCUCCAAGCUUAGACGAAAUCAAGAAAAAGGAGGCGGAAAAGGAAAAACAGAGGCUUAAAUUGUCAACAAAUGCUGCAGGGGAAACCGAUCACUACACUGAGUUGUUUGCAAAUGAAUUAGGGCUCAGAACGCUGAAGAAUAAACUCAAAGAGUUCGAGGGAAGUGUGGAGAAGCUGGACUUGUCUUUCCUGGACUAUGAUGCCAUUGAUGUGUUAGAUGGAAAAGUCAGGAAUGCAACCUUGAUGGCUAAUAGCACGAAAAACACAGUGGAUGAUAGUCCCAAUUUUGAUAAUGUGACUGCCUCUAAAAGUGACGAGACAAUACUCAACAACGCUAUAGCAUCGUUAAAUUACAUAAACGGAUCCACGGGUUCGUAUAAUCAGACAGUACCUUCCAACCCAGAUACACAGUCGAACCAUUCAUCGUCUAAUACAACUGUUAAUCAUAUUAGGAGACUGGACCUUAAAAACAGGACCAUGUCUGAUGUUGUACUAAGAGACAACGCAGCUACUGUUGAUGAGGAUGGACCUCAGAUGUACUUAUCCAAAGUUUUGAACCAACCAGAUGAUUUAAUCUCAAAAAAUAUCACGGUGAACUCAACCCAAUCCCAUUCAUCAAAUAAUGUAACCCAGGACAUCUUUGAAGAUCAGUCAAAUGGUACGUCUUCUUUUUUCAACGAGACUCAUAUCUCAGGUAAUCCGGCACUCUCCGGUGGCCUUCAGAACAGCUUCGAGAAUUUAGGUGAUUCGGAAAGCAGCGAGGAAGUGUUUAUAUACCUCGAACAAAACCACACAGAGGUGAUUAAAACCACAACUGUAAAGACAAAGAGUCAUAACUGGACCUACGACGGAACUCACGAAAAGGUACAAAUGCCGCUUCCAGACCAUAUGGUGAAGUAUGUGCAGGAACAAACAACCCCACCACCCAAAAAGAGCCGGAGAAUCGUAUUCCGACAGAAGCCUCUCAAAGGCCUGGGCAUAAAAGCAAGAAGGAAGAAAAAAUACAACCCUCUAGUGACAAAUGGUUUACCAUUCUCUCCUCGCGGAUUAAACCCUAUCAUGAGCCCACGAGGGUCACGGCCAAUUUCAAUGGAGGCAGUUUCGGAAGAGGAGGCACUGUUGAACAAGCCUAUCGUCAUCGGUGUGCCGCGUCCGGAUUUCAGCGACUAUGAGCUUUACGUUCCGAGAGACGAGUCUCAUCAUUCAGAUAUGGAUGAUUUUAAAGCAGAUGAAUAUGAGUAUGUGAACUACAAAGACCCUUAUAUAGACAUUCAGCAGAUUGACGACUUCACGCAAUCAGGCCCAAAUGUCAAGAUGUACUUCAUUGCUGCAGAGGAGGUUGAGUGGGACUAUGGUGGUUCUGGACAGAAGAGGCAAGAAAGAUCUCAGCUAAGCAGUCGGCACACAAAGUUCAAGAAGGUGGUAUUCCGAGGGUACCUGGAUGGGCUCUUCAGAAUACCUGAAAUCCGAGGCGAGAAGGAAGAGCAUCUUGGUAUCCUGGGACCUGUCAUCAAAGCGGAGUAUGGACAAAGCAUCAUGGUGGUGUUCAGAAACAAAGCCAAUCGACCGUUCUCUUUACACCCAAAUGGGGUUUCCUAUACCAAGCAGACAGAAGGUCUGUCCUAUGAGGAUGCCUCCACAGCAUCAUAUAAAGGUGACAAUGAGGUUCAACCGAAUAGCACCUUCACGUAUAUCUGGAAAGUCCCUCGAAAAGCUGACCAUACACCAGAUGAGCCUCACUGUCGGACAUGGACGUACUAUUCCGGUGUUAAUCCUGAGAAGGAUAUCCACUCUGGCUUGAUUGGGCCUUUACUAGUAUGUCCAAAGGGAACUUUAAACAACAUGACGGACACGAGUGAGUUCACGCUGCUCUUCAUGACGUUUGACGAGUCACAGAGCUGGUACUAUGAGACGAAUAGUGAGAUCGUGCAGCGGGUAAACCGGAGGAGAUAUCAGGACCCUAAUGUCAAAGAGGACCUAAAGUUUCAUUCCAUCAACGGCAUCACACAUAAUCUCAAAGGUCUGAGGAUGUACACCAAGCAGCUCGUCCGCUGGCACCUCAUCAACAUGGGAUCUCCCAAAGACUUCCAAAGCAUCCACUUCCACGGACAGACGUUCCUCCACCAGCAGGCUACAAGCAACAGACAUGGCGUCUUUCCACUCCUUCCUGGAAGCUUUGCUACCUUAGAGAUGUACCCGUCUAAGCCUGGCCUAUGGCAGCUGGAGACGGAAAUUGGCAUCAACCAGCAAAGGGGGAUGCAGACGCUCUUCUUAGUUCUCGAUAAUGACUGCUACCGCCCUCUGGGCCUGGAAUCAGGCAGUGUGAAAGACGUACAGAUCACCGCCAACAUCACUCGAGGCUACUGGGAGCCACACCUUGCCCGACUGAACAAUAAAGGCAAAUACAAUGCAUGGAGCACGGACCAGAACAAUAGCUUUAUUCAGGUAGACUUUCAGCGGCCGGUUGUGCUCAGCCAGGUGGCCACACAAGGAGCCAAGCAGCUCUUCCACUCACAGUUUGUGACCAAUUACAGCAUCUCCUACAGCAACGACCGCAGGAGGUGGAGCCUCUAUAAGGGCGAGAGCAGAUACCCGAUGAAGGUGUUUGCUGGGAACCAGGAGGCCUACCAGACGACGACAAACACCCUUUUCCCCCCUGUGAUUGCACGGUUCAUUAGGCUCCACCCCCUCCAGUGGUACAACGCGGCCACGGUCCGCAUGGAGUAUUACGGCUGCGAGCUGGACGGCUGCUCUGUGCCUCUGGGGAUGGAGAAUGGACUUAUCCAGGACCAAAGUAUCACGGCCAGCUCCACGUCCUCCAACUGGUACCUGGGACUGUGGUUGCCCUCGUAUGCGCGCCUCAACAAACAGGGCACCGUCAACGCGUGGCAAGCUAAGUACAAAGACAUGAAGCAGUGGCUUCAGGUGGAGCUGCCAGAAGUCAAGAAGAUCACAGGCAUCAUCACACAAGGAGCCAAGUCUCUGGGGAAGGAGAUGUAUGUCACCUUCUACACACUCCAGUACAGUGAUGACGGAAUUCAAUGGAAUGACUAUUCCGAAGACGAGGAGCGACUGGCGAGGAUCUUCCGCGGGAACGACGACAACAACGAGCACGUGAAGAAUUUCAUCUACCCGCCCAUUUUUUCCCGUUUUAUCCGUAUCGUUCCCAGAAACUGGAAGGGCUCCAUCACAAUGCGGGUGGAGCUGUUGGGAUGCGACUUUGAGUGACGAUGACACCCACAGGUCACUUCAUUAGGUACACCUUUGCAAUCAAAUGCAGAUGCAGUGACAACAAUAACUGACACUGGCAGAACAAUGGAGUCCUAGCUGGGAACACAUGGACAGUGUCAAAUUCACACGUGCUUGUACAAACCCCGUUUCCAUAUGAGUUGGGAAAUUGUGUUAGAUGUAAAUAUAAACGGAAUACAAUGAUUUGCAAAUCAUUUUCAACCCAUAUUCAGUUGAAUAUGCUACAAAGACAACAACUGAUCAACUUUUUUUUUUUGCAAAUAAUCAUUAAUUAUAGAAUUUGAUGCCAGCAACACAUGACAAAGAAGUUGGGAAAGGUGGCAAUAAAUACUGAUAAAGUAGAGGAAUGCUCAUCAAACACUUAUCUGGAAAAUCCCACAGGUGUGCAGGCUAAUUGGGAACAGGUGGGUGCCAUGAUUGGGUACAAAAACAGCUUCCCAAAAAAUGCUCAGUCUUUCACAAGAAAGGAUGGAGAGAGGUACACCCCUUUGUCCACAACUGCGUGAGCAAAUCGUCAAACAGUUUAAGAACAACGUUUCUCAAAGUACAAUUGCAAGAAAUUUAGGGAUUUCAACGUCUACGGUCCAUAAUAUCAUUAAAAGGUUCAGAAAAUCUGGAAAAAUCACUCCACGUAAGCGGCAUGGCCGGAAACCAACAUUGAAUGACUGUGACCUUCGAUCCCUCAAACGGCACUGUAUCAAAAACCGACAUCAAUCUCUAAAGGAUAUCACCACAUGGGCUCAGAAACACUUCAGAAAACCACUGUCACUAAAUACAGUUUGUCGUUACAUCUGUAAGUGCAAGUUAAAUCUCUAUUCUGCAAAGUGAAAGCCAUUCAUCAACAACAUCCAGAAACGCCGCCGGCUUCUCUGGGCCCGAGAUCGUCUAAGAUGGACUGAUGCAAAGUGGAAAAGUGUUCUGUGGUCUGACAAGUCCACAUUUCAAAUUGUUUUGGGAAAUAUUCGACAUCGUGUCAUCCGGACCAAAGGAGAAGCGAACCAUCCAGACUGUUAUCGACGCAAAGUUCAAAAGCCAGCAUCUGUGAUGGAAUGGGGGUGCAUUAGUGCCCAAGGCAUGGGUAACUUACACAUCUGUGAAGGCACCAAUAAUGCUGAAAGGUACAGACAAGUUUUGGAACAACAUAUGCUGCCAUCUAAGCACCGUCUUUUUCAUGGACGCCCCUGCUUAUUUCAGCAAGACAAUGCCAAACAACAUUAAGCACGUGUUACAACAGUGUGGCUCCGUAAAAAAAGAGUGGAGCUACUUUCCUGGCCCGCCUGCAGUCCAGACCUGUCUCCCAUCGAAAAUGUGUGGCAUAUUAUGAAGCGUAAAAUACGACAGCAGAGACCCCGGACUGUUGAACGACUGAAGCUCUACAUAAAACAAGAAUGGGAAAGAAUUUCAAUUUCAAAAGCUUCAACAAUUAGUUUCCUCAGUUCCCAAACGUUUAUUGAGUGUUGUUAAAAGAAAAAGGUGAUGUAACACAGUGGUGAACAUGCCCUUUCUUAACUACUUUGGCACGUGUUGCAGCCAUGAAAUUCUAAGUUAAUUAUUAUUUGCAAAAAAAAAAAAGUUUAUGAGUUUAAACAUCAAAUAUCUUGUCUUUGUAGUGCAUUCAAUUGAAUAUAGGUUGAAAAGGAUUUGCAAAUCAUUGUAUUCCGUUUAUAUUUACAUCCAACACAAUUUCCCAACUCAUAUGGAAACAGGGUUUGUAACGUCAGAUUGGAAAAAACAUUUUUAAAAUUUUAACUUAACCUCCCUACCCCCGUGUUGAACACAAUGAUCAUUAUAUACGUCCCACCAGACGCUAGACCAAAGUAAUUGUUUAUAUUGCACAUUAACGAUAAUGUCUCUAAUUGUUACAGAUCUGUUGCACAAGUUUUUGCGGGAUAUCUGUAAAACUUAGAAGACAGUUAUUUCAUUUUAUUGUUGAAUGACUUUCAUGGUACAUGCUGUAUUCAUUAAAAAAAAAACUUUGCAUAUGCUU